Striga hermonthica is the source of this 171-nucleotide messenger RNA. The record is from the annotation of a GenBank genome assembly. NCBI's taxonomy places the organism in Eukaryota, Viridiplantae, Streptophyta, Magnoliopsida, Lamiales, Orobanchaceae.
GUGAACAUGGCUAAAUCAUCAAUUUUCUUUAGCAAAAAUACUCCAGCCAGCAUUAAAGACAAGUGUUGCUCUAUCCUAUCUGGCAUUCAAAUCCACUCCUCUACAAGAUAUCUGGGUCUUCUAGUGGGCAUUGGUAGAUCAAAGAGAGAAGCUUUUGAUUAUAUCCUCUUU